UUUUGCGCAGGUAAACGAGUCCCUCAACAUUAUUUAUUUUUUUGUUAUUAAUAAUGUCAAAAUCCUUAACGAAUUAUAUAUUAAAUACAAAAUACAUCGCUAUAGCGAACAUCCAUUAUUGGAAUAAAGACUCAAGUUUCGAUAUUUUUCAAUUUUUUUCAAUUAACAAAAUGGUCAUUAGUGGUAACAGAAAGGUUUUCCUUACAAAUUGUACCUGUCCCAUGUAGCAUUCCGUUACAAUAAACAUCAUAUAAAUGCAUUUUCUACUAUAGUAACCCUCUUAAUAUAAAUUAUAAUCGUAAACAGAGUAUUAUAAAUAUUCAAUAAAAUAUGUUUUAAAAUCAGUCAGUAUUAAAAUUUAGUUUUUAAAUAAUUUUCUAAACUUUGUCCCACGUACUAUCUGGAACCGGCUGGUUCACUAUGUUACUAACUAAUUCACGACUCAAAAUGAAGAUGGCGCUGUUUUGGACACUGUUUUAUUUUGGGCGAAAUGUCUGCAUUCGUCGUGGGAGUUCGUUAGGUUGGGGGGAGGGGUAUGUCGCUCGACAGUCGACCGCAAGGUGUUGAACGUGCUGCGUGUUUAAAUUGCCCGUCCACCUUGUUACCUACCUAUUCACGAUAUUAUGCGUUGUUUGCGUUAUUAAAAUGCCUCUUACGCCUGCUGAGAAGCAGCGACGAUACCGGGAACGCCGUAGAAAUAAUCAAGAGAAGGAAGAAGAAACCAAAAGAAAAGAUAGAGAAAGAUACCAUGCAAACAAACGCUUAGUACGUGAUUUAACAACACGUGAACAUCGAGCAAUAAAAAAGAAAUGGCGAUGUGCGAAUGCCAGACGAAGAGAUAAAGCCAAAGCUCUCAGUAUGAUUAUGCACACUCCAGAGUCAUCACCCCCUCGUUCAAAUAGUCCACCUCGGCUGUCUACUUCUCGUGAAAGCACUCCUAACUCUACAUCAGCAGCGGUACGCGGCAGGAAGCAAAUAAAAAGAAACAGAUCAAAGCUAUUUAGAGAUAAUAUGAAAUUAAAGGAACAAUUAGAGACAGUAAACAAGAGACACGAAAAGUACAAAAAACGAUACAACAGAGAAAAACAAAAACGAUUUCAAAAUGAAGACGGCAAUCGAUGUAAUCAACAGAAAUAUCAGAUUUUAUCAAAUGCUAUUAAAAAACGCUAUAAAAAUGUAAAAACCCGGAAGGAAAAAGUUGCUAUUCAAAAAAUAUUUGAAGAGAAGACCGUUAAAGGUUCUAGGCAGAAAACACAAAUUAUAAAAGAAUGUCUUGCUGUGGACCAGGGUUACGUAAGAAAACAACAACCUCUUUUUAAAGUAAAGAUUUUAAGUACUAAAAUCAAGGAAUUUUUCGAACGUGACGACAUAUCAAGGGCAACUGCUGGAAAAAAGGAAGCCGUGUCUCUAAAGAAAGAUAAAAUGCAGAAGCGCUACUUACUCGAUAAUAUGAAGAACCUUUAUGUAUCUUUUAAGCAGGAAAAUCCUGCCUUGAGAUGCAGUUACAAAACUUUUACACGUUACAGACCAUUUUUUGUUGUGCCUCCUACUGUCGCUGCAAGAGAAACAUGCUUGUGUCGAAUUCAUACUAAUAUCCAAUACUUAGCAUUUGCUUUGUGCAAAAACAAAGUUAUUCCAACAUCAGAUCUUAAUAAGAUUAUUGUAGACCAAGUAUGCAAUCCAGAUUCAUUAGCAUGUAUGACAGGAAUCUGUUCCGUAUGCCUAUCAAAAACAACUAAUUUUGAUACGUCAAAAGACGAAAUCAUAGUAAGAUAUUCUCAAUGGAUAAGUAAAACUGAAGUGAUAGAGAAGGCAGGAAAAAAAAUCAAAGUUACAAAAAACGUUAAAGAGGAAACAGAAAGUACGGGAAAGGCACUGAUGGAAAAGUUUGAAAUUACACUAGAGGAAUUUAAAAGGCAUAUUUAUUACAUCAAGACACAGUACAGAAACUACAGAAAAUGCAUAGAUGAGUUGACCACUAAUGAAAUUGCACUGCACAUUGACUUCAGUGAAAAUUACAGCUGCAAAUGUUUUGAAGAGGUACAAUCUCAUCAUUUUGGUGGUUCCCGAAAUCAAGUGUCCUUGCACACUGGAGUGAUCUACAGUCGUUGUUCAGACCAUAAAAUAGAGGUAUCAUCGUUUUGUACCGUGUCUGGAAAUCUUUCACACAAUCCAGCUGCAAUAUGGGCUCACCUCCAUCCCAUCUUUGCUUCAAUUCAAGAGAAAUUUCCGGAAGUAAAUGUCCUGCAUGUAUUUUCAGACGGCCCCGCCACUCAAUACCGCCAAAAACAGAAUUUUUAUCUGAUAUGUACAAAGUUAUUCUCUAACUACCAGUUUACCAAAGUAACAUGGAAUUUUUUCGAGGCGGGCCAUGGCAAGGGUGCAGCAGACGGGAUCGGUGGUUUUUUAAAAUGGGCUGCAGACCAACUUGUAGCACAUGGAAGUGAUAUACCUGAUGCCACAAAAUUCUAUCUUGCUUUGAAAGAUGUGAGUAAAGUGAGGCUACACCUGAUAACAAAUGAGGAUAUUGAACAAAGUUCAACACAGAUCUCGGACAAUAUCGUGCCAUUAUUAGGUACAAUGAAAGUUCAUCAAGUUUUCUCUGAGGAGCCUGGAGUUCUAAAGUAUAGAAAUUUGAGUUGUUUUUGUCAGCGCGGCUUUUGCACUUGUAUGAAUCCUAAGAAUUACUUUCCAUUGAAAACUGCAGUAGAACAGUCAACUCCCUCCAAUUGCGAUAAAAAUAUGCUGUCCGAUAUAAGCAACCUUUAUCAAAAGCGAACAAAAGGGUUUUAUAGAUUUGUCUAUAGCUCAGACUCCGAUGAUGUUGAUGAUGCCCCUUUGAUAUCUUUAAAAGAAAAACCUACCUAUUCAGUUGCACAACCCUGCACAUCAAAGGAAAAUGAAAAUGCCUUGAUUGAAAUGGAAAAUAUUCAUGCUAAUAAAAUAAACGAUGGUAUUUGCGUCUUAGUAAAAGUUUCCAGCUCAAAACAGGAUUACGUCUACCUGGGUAAAGCCUUGUCUGAAGUAGAAGAGGAUGGUGAGGUUAAAAUUAUGUUUUUUAAGGCAAUUGACAACACUGCAACAAAAUUCAAAUUAGUUGAGACUGAUUUAUCCUAUGAGCCUUUUGAUAAUUUACUUGCCAUUGUUCCAGAACCUAAAAAAGUCUGCAAAGGUAAAAGGGUAUACUACCAAUUUGAUACUCCCUUAGAUAUAUUUGAGAAAUAAGUAACUUCAACUUUUUAGUUCCUCUUUCAAGACAUUCUAAUUUUUAUUUCUAUUAAGAGAAAAAAUAUAUAAGAAAGUAAGCUCUUGAUUGGUAAAUUAUAGUCAUAAGUUUAUUUUUGAUAUUAUUAAAGUUUAUUGAUUAGGUGAUUUAGAUCUCAUGCUUAAUAAGUGCAAAUUAUUACGUAAUGUACAAUAAAAAGAACAACUAUGUUACUGUGUUACAACUCUGUUACUUUUCUGUCCCAAAGAUUAAAGAACUAAGUAAGAUUUUAAAGAGAAGCUAGUCAAUAUAAUAUAGCAAAUAUUGCGAUGCGUUAAUUUAAUAGAUAUUUAUACAGUAUUAUGUUCCAGUUAGCUGUUAAUAUAUAGAUAUUUGGAGGACUUAAGUAGAAUUUAAGGUAUUUUAAUAUUCAAUAAGUAACAGAGUUGUUUAAGAGUUUAGAUUAAUGAUUGUUAAACUUAACAAAAGACUGUUAUGAUUCUAAUUAUAUGUAAAAGAUAUAAGACUGUUUAAUAUGAAUACCAAAAUAUUUGCUACUGACUUGUUUAAUUUCAUAAUAAAAGGUAAAACUAAUUGGUAACAAAGUUGUAUUUUUUUUACACCCUGAUCCAUUAAAUGUGGAAUAAAUCUUAAAUUAUUGGUUGAACAUCGCGACCAGCUAUAAUAGAUGAUAAUGCAGUUGUUUUAACGGACACGGACAUAGAAAAAAGUAAAA
Molecule: messenger RNA, 3941 nt
Organism: Agrilus planipennis (emerald ash borer)
Lineage: Eukaryota; Metazoa; Arthropoda; Insecta; Coleoptera; Buprestidae
Exons: 2
Coding region: 646-3225 (859 amino acids)
Source: RefSeq, a predicted model, not a curated record